Molecule: messenger RNA, 3381 nt
Organism: Dothidotthia symphoricarpi CBS 119687
Lineage: Eukaryota; Fungi; Ascomycota; Dothideomycetes; Pleosporales; Dothidotthiaceae
Product: DUF221-domain-containing protein
Exons: 4
Coding region: 213-3074 (953 amino acids)
Cellular component (GO): plasma membrane
Molecular function (GO): calcium-activated cation channel activity
Source: RefSeq, a predicted model, not a curated record
GAGUGAGCUCCCUACCUGCUCUUCUGUCGAUGCAUCCGCUCUGCUGCUUCAGAGAGCCACAACGUCGCAACACUGGAGGUAUGCGCUGAACAGCGAAUUGCGAGCUCAACAGCCAUCAUAUCCGCGACACUCGUUACUACUGGGCACAAGUACUAUUCUUCCACCACUUCACCCACCACAUUCGCUUCUUCCUCGGAACCAAGCCAUCCACCAUGGCUUCACCACUUCCAAAUAUGCUGUUCAGGCGGGACUCGACAGUAGAGGAAAAGUUCGAGCAGAUUCUCUCCAACAAUCCGCUCGGCGCCUCGGUUUCGCAAGACUCGGUCCUUAUUGCCAUAGGCACGUCUCUCGUCAUGACUGCCGUCAUGCUGGCUGCCUUUAUGCUCCUCCGUCCCCACGUAUCCGCCGUCUACGCGCCCCGACUUCGCCAUGCCGAUGAAAAGCAUCGACCGCCACCAUUGGACAACAAGCCAUUUGCCUGGUACCACCCCAUAUUCAAGACGAACGAGGACCAAUACAUGCACCAGAUAGGUCUGGAUGCCACCAUCUUCCUUCGCUUUGGGCGCAUGUGCCGCAACAUGUUCCUUGUGCUGUCCGUUGUAGGAUGCGCCAUCAUCGUACCCGUCAACGUCAUAAAGUCUGUUGAAUUCCAGAAGAACUUUGGCGGGGCUACCAUCAGCACGGCCAUCUUCUUGAUGACACCCCGAGACCUGUUUGGCGAGAUCUUCUGGGCUUUUGUGGCUCUGGCCUAUGUCUUUGACGUAAUUGUCUGCGGUUUUCUAUGGUGGAACUAUCGUGCUGUGCAUCGGCUGAGGCGCAAGUUCAUGGAGAGCCCCGAAUAUCAGAACAGUCUUCAUUCGAGGACCCUGAUGAUCACCGAUAUCAAGAAGGAGUUUCGAAGCGACCAUGGCAUCGUUGAGAUCAUAGAUAGCUUGCGCACGACACCGGAGGUCCCGCGAGCAUCGAUUGGCAGGAACGUUAAGGAUAUUCCAGAUUUGAUCGAGGAGCACGAAAAAGCCGUCAUAGAGCUGGAGGCCGUCCUUGCAAAAUAUCUAAAGAACCCCAAGCAAUUACCCGCCAGCCGUCCGCAGUGUAUGCCCUCGAAGAAGGAUCCCGAGUUUACAGACAAGAAGCAAAAGGUGGAUGCAAUCGACUACCUCACAGCCCGAAUUCAGCGCUUGGAAGCUCAGAUCAAGUUAGUCCGCGAGACGGUAGAUAAACGAGAUGCCAUGUCAUACGGGUUCGCGAGUUACGAAAGCUUGGAGAGUGCGCACAGCGUUGCGUUUUCCGCACGCAGCAAACAUCCAAAGGGAACCACUAUCCAACUUGCCCUCCGACCAAAAGACAUAAUCUGGAAGAACUUGCCCUUGACUCCAGGGACGAGGCGUCGGAGACGAUUUAUCAAUCGCUUCUGGAUCGUACUGUUGACGUUGCUAUACUUUAUUCCUAACGCCAUCAUCGCCGUCUUCCUCUCCAAACUCACUAACAUCGCCCUUCUCUUGCCAGCAUUUCAAACACAGCUCGGCUUGCAUCCUACCUUCUGGGCUAUCAUCCAGGGUCUCGUGGCACCGGCACUCACAUCGUUGAUCUAUUUUUUCCUACCCAUCAUCUUUCGCCGUCUGUCCAUCAAAGCGGGUGAUGUCAGCAGAACCUCCAGGGAACGACAUGUCAUCUCACAACUCUACGUUUUCUUUGUCUUCAACAAUCUCUUCAUGUUCUCGCUCUUCGGCGCUACUUUUGGCUUGAUUUUCAAGCUGUAUCACAUUGUCGACACGGGUGCCGCAACAUCGUUCUUAGAAGUCUACCAUGCCAUUGAUCCCUUUACGAUAAUCAUGCAGACGCUGUGCGAAGUCUCGCCCUUCUGGAUCACAUGGCUUGUUCAGCGUAAUCUUGGUGCGGCCGUUGACUUGGUCCAGCUUGUCAAUCUUGCCUGGGGCACCUUGUCGCGCAAACUGUCUAGCCCGACACCGCGAGACAUCAUAUCCUGGACCGCACCUCCGCCUUUCGACUACACCGGCUAUUACAACUACUUCCUCUUCUAUUCAACAGUGGCCCUCUGUUUUGCUUCAUUGCAGCCUGUGACUUUGAUUGUCACGGCUUUGUACUUUACUAUAGAUUCCUGGAUGAAGAAGUAUCUCCUGAUGUAUGUUUUUUGCACUAAAAACGAAUCCGGGGGUGUCUAUUGGCGCGUCCUGUUUAAUCGUAUGCUCGCCGGCCUGUUCUUGUCUAAUUGCCUUAUUGCACUCAUGGUACUUGCUCGGGGCUACGGCUUCAAGUAUCACAUGCUUGCCGCCAUGGUCCCUCUUCCAUUAUGUCUACUUGCAUUUAAGUUUUACUGCAAGAACGCGUUCGACAACUCGAUCAAAUACUACACGAAGGGCGAGGUGAAGAAAGGAACCGAGGCUCCCACCAUCGACAAGGAGUCGCGAAAGCGUGACCGUGUUGCUGUUCGCUUCGGCCAUCCUGCCCUCUACCAAAAACUGACAGUCCCAAUGGUGCGCGAAGAGAGCAAACACCUCCUCGCCGAAAUCUACCGCGGCCGUCUAGACGGCGACGUCGGCGACACAGGUUUCAGCGACGUCUACCACAUGAAGCGCAUGAGCAAGGACAACCCCGGAAAAGCCGCCACCACCACCACCGUCGCCCCCUUCGAAUUCGUAUCCGACAGCAACAUGGACUUUGAGAACUUCAAAAACCGCCCCGAAUUCAGCGACGACCACGGCGGCGGCGACGGCUCCCUGUACGGCGGCCGCCCAGGCACACCCACUUCCACAAUCGGCCGCGGGCGCGCGUCGUCCCGCGACUCGGAACGCACGUUUAGCCCCGGUAGUGAUGAAAAUGGCGUUAGCUACCCCGCGGGUUACCAUCAUACGCCCUCGGCUCUGAGGGAAUAUAGUCCCAGUCCUGGUCCGGACUCGCGUGUAAUGCGUACCGCUGGGAAUCCGAAUUACCAUGUUCCCGACCAGACGGGUUUGCUGGCUGGCGCGGCGCCCAUGGGGAAUCACACGCCUAGUGCGUAUACGCCGUAUAGUCCUGAUAGGGAGGCGGGGCAGGAUUACUUCCGUGGGAGGUAGAGAUAUGCUUGUAUAGAGAUGGGGGGGUUUGUGUUUCUUUUGUAUCGUUUAGAGUGAGCGAGAUGGGAGGGGGGCUUAUGCAUCUAGAUGGCGUUUUGGGGUUUUGUCGUGCGUGAAUCUGCAUUGUAUUGCAUUGCAUUUGCUGAGCUGAAGCCUUUUUGUUCUCCUUUUUAGAGAUUGGAGAAUCAAAGAUGGCAUAGGGAUAGAUACCAUGGAGUGAUGCAGUGGAGAAUACUGCUGGCGCGGAAUUAUCAUCACUUGUUUACUAUGACGCAACGCUUCGUUCGAUGAAUUGAGAUGAGGGGAU